Messenger RNA from Vittaforma corneae ATCC 50505, 1476 nucleotides. RefSeq lists its product as uncharacterized. The record is from RefSeq and is a predicted model, not a curated record. Gene Ontology annotation, cellular component: endoplasmic reticulum. Gene Ontology annotation, molecular function: protein disulfide isomerase activity. The coding region runs from base 1 to 1476 and encodes 491 amino acids. Lineage: Eukaryota; Fungi; Microsporidia; Nosematidae. Gene Ontology annotation, biological process: protein folding. The transcript has a single exon.
AUGAUACCGAUACUUCUUCUCAUUCUUGCUUCUGCACAAGAAGAGCAGUGCACGUUACUCACAGAUGGUAUCGUUGUCUCAAAGUACCACUUAAACAACUGUGCUGCCUGUGUAAAGUUCAAUCCAGUCUAUGAGGAAAUCAAGAGCCGAGCUUCCAAGGAACAAUUGAAUAUCAAGUUCAGAGAAGUCGAGUGUGGCGCAUGCGACUGUGGGGAUGUCUCUCGGUUUCCUACCCUUGAGAUUACCCAGGAUAAGCAGUCAAAAGGCACCUCAGUUGGAUAUAAAGACUAUCAAUCGUUUGCAAAAUGGAUCACAGAUACCCUGCUGCUUGAUCAUAAUGUCUUUGUUGACCAUAUUGAUCAUGAAGAAGGCAAAGUAAAAACCCUGACAGCCUCAGACUUUCUUAGCGGAUUUGACGGUCAGUGGUUGAUACUGUUCUACGACAGCCAUAAGGAUACAAGAAGACACCUCUUCAAAGAACUUUCAAGUGCCUACAAAAAUAAAAUAACAGUGGCGGAGGUGGAGUCACGAGAGGCUGAAACAGUUAUGGCAAGGUACAAUAUUGGUGGUUUUCCAUUCAUAUUGGCAAUCAACAACGGAACUCCAGUUCCAUACACUGGUAAGGCUGACUUUGCCAACCUUAGUGCUUUCGCAGAGAAACUGUACACACCUGCCUUCCAGGAGAUCAAAUAUUCAGAAUUGAAGGAUAUUACUAAGAGCUUUAAUAAUGGCGAGCCAGUAUUUAUAGUACUUUACAAAAACUUUGAAGUUGCUUCGUAUUACUUCAAUGAACUUGCGCAACAGUUCAAAUUUAAGGCUACAAUUUACAGAUCAAGCGAUCCGGCCAUGUUUACAGCCGCAGGCUACCAUCCAAAAGAUGCAAAUGAAUUUGAUAAGGAUCCUGACCAUAGCCAGAUGGCAUACUUGACGGUGUACAAGAAUUCUACCUUCUUUAAUUCCAAUGUUAAACCAAAUGACACGAACGAAAUCAUCCAGUGGAUCUUUCACACCCACUUUCCUCAUGUUACAAAUAUUAACAACGACAACUUCUACACAGUCUUCCAUGGAAUUAAGCCCGUCAUACUCCUUCUUACGAGUAAUGACCAGCUGGUCGAUAGCUUUAAUAAACUCAGUGCAACCUGGCAUCUGGGUGCUGCUGCUUCGAAUAUCAUAUUUGCUACUCUUGACACGGUUGAAUAUCCCAUGUUCAAACAGGAGGUGCUCAAGUACGUUGCUGAGCCAGGCAUUGCAUUCUUUGAUCCAGUGCUGUCUCAAUGGUACCAUCAGCCUACAAAGCUUGUAUCAGAAACUUUCAACAAGACUGUUAUGAAAAUGAUAGAUUCCUACUUCAAUAAGAACUUGCCAGUAUAUUCGUCUAAGAAGAAUAGAAGUAAUAUUUAUGUCAUUCUUGGCAUUGCCCUGGUAGCAUGUGUGUUUGGGUACAGGCUGCGCACAAUGAGAAACAAGGUUGAUUAA